UUCAUCCGUACGCUCGUGAUAUUUUCAAAUCAAGCUAGCAGUUUUCAGCUAAUACAAAUAAAGGCCGAGACUUCAAACCGCAAGAUUUGGAGCACCUUGAAAAUACGGUAUCCGGAUCCUGACAACGCGUUUGGCGAAGAACAUGGAGCUGGUGUAGAUUCUAGGACUGGAUUUACACUUCAUUUCUCUUCAUGGCUAAUGUUUACAUGCUUGGAGACGAGCAUGACAGGAUCUGUGUCUAUCUGUUGUGUGUAAAGUGUACUAGUCGGAUCUCCUUCACCAUGGAAUAGUUGGAACAAUUGCUUGCCUCAGUGCUAUAUCAUAUGUUGCAGGACAUAACACCAUGAGUAUACAUGGAGGUGCUCAGCACAAAUAACUAUCAAAAACUCCAGUGGAAUAUUACUGAGCAUAACCAUAUCAGAUUUUGCAGCGUAAGACCAAGAUGUACCAAAGGAAAGGAAUUUGGAGAUGUUAUGGAGAGAAAUCGGUCUGAUCUUAUGUAAUAGUACCCAUUAACGGAAACUUGUCUUUAUAACAAUUGUUCAGCUGUUUUGUCUCUUCGUAUAAUGUGACAAAGGAUUGUUGAAAUGCAGCAAAUAUUUCCGUUUACCUGAGCAUAUCCGGGAUUUUGUAGCCCUUAAAAUCCUGAAUUUCCUAAGUCGGUGUUAUACGACCCCUGUAGAAUGUCAAGUCCAGUUCGUAGGAGAAAGAUGAAUGAAGACUUCUGGCCAUCGAGGAGAUUUAACAGGAACGGUAACUCUAGCAACCUAACAACGGAAGUGACGUAUACAGAAGACAUGGUGUCUGAAUGGCUGUGGAAGACUGUCGCGCCGUGCUUACUGUUGAUUGGAACAACGGGAAACAGUUACGUCAUCGUAAUGAUGUUCCGACUGAAUCGCCAAAUGAAUAAAUGCAUACGAUUCAAUCUGUUAAUGCUAGCUUUCACUGACAUCAUCAUACUAAUUACUGCACUGGGAAGAGUCUGGUUGGAUUACAUGUUUAACGUUGACAUCCGGGCCAUCUCUGACGUGGGCUGCAAGCUGCAUGUGUUUAUUCAAUACACUUUCACUAGCAUGUCUUCGUGGAUUCUUGUCUCCUACAAUCUUGAGAUGUUUAUAGGUGUUGCUUUCACAUUCUACGGGAUGUUGUGGAACACAGUGAGGAAGACACGACUGAGGCUCUUCCUCGUUUUCCUCUGUAUCUCCUGCCUUAACUGCUUCUCCUUCUGGACCGUCGGCCUCAGGAGAAAUGACAUCAUAACUGUUUGCCAGUCCACAGCCGUUGGCGUCGAUGUCUACCGUGCAGAUGUUUACGUUUGGGUGUACAUGGUCCUGAUGUCUUUUCUUCCUUUUACUCUUCUGGCGUUGCUGACAAUUCUGACCAUAAGAUCAGUUGUUCAUUCUAAACUCCAAGACGGUACUAAGCAUGGCGGCAGAGAAGGAAUCGGAGAUUAUAAACUACAUAGAUUAGUGCUGACCACAACAUUUUUCCUGAUUUCCACGUUCCCGUCAGCUGUUGUCAUGGUUACCAACUCAUAUACUUGGACCGAGAGGGACGGGUUUGUCCAAGCAAGACUUUACCUGGCGUGGAGCAUCGCAGCGCUGCUUCACUACACAAACUACGCCUUCAAUUUUGUUAUUUACACAUUUCACAAGAUUCGAGAGGAACAGCAGAAACGUGUACGGAAAAGGAGAAUAUCACAGAUGUCACGGACGGGUCGACGGUAAGCUAUUGGUCAGACCUGACGCCAGCGCCUGAACAUCACUCCCAGAGAUCGUCCCAGGCAUACAGACACAGAUAUCUUCCACGUGCGACUUUACACAAGAUGGAUCAUUCCACGUUUCCCUUGUCUACAAAACCAAAUCCUGAACAUUGCUCCGACUCAACUGUUCAAGAACAAAGAGUAUGAGAGCGUAGUCUGAUAUAUCUCCCAGCAUCUCAACAGAGUGAGUGGGUGAAGUUUUACGCCGCUUUUAGCAAUAUUCCAGCAAUAUUACGGCGGGGGACACCAGAAUUGAGCUUCACGCAUUGUACCCAUGUGGGGAAUCGAACCUGGGUCUUUGGCGUCACGAAGGAACGCUUUACCCACUGGGCUACGUCACCGCCCAAAUCUCCGCAGACGUGCAGCGUGAUGUUUUCCCUCAAGAAUUAUGUUUGAAUUGUGUUUCAUAUCAUUACGACAAUCAAUAAUGAAACAAAAGGACAUGUGACUGUAUUGAUAACACGUAUCCUUUUAUAUUCACUAGUCUUUGCCAUAUCGGCAUUUGAUUUUAGUCACAACACUACCUGUCUCAGUAUCCGUAAACACAUUAACGAUUUCGUGUUCUCUGGGAUUAAACAUCCUGAUUUAAAAUGUUUCAUGAAUGCAAUACUGAAAACGUUAGCAUAUCCCUAGGUCAUACAGCUUUACAAUCAAUUCAUAAAAGUACAUUCUCUAAUGAACUCAUACAAAAAUAUAUUUCAUUCGCUAAUAAUUAUUGAUAUAAUAAUGAUGAGUCAAAUAUAUGUUUGUGUUAACACUGAAUUUAGUAGUUUUCUUUAAGGUACUUAAAGAGGUACUAAUACAUUUUUAAUUUCAAUUUGAAAAUAUUACGAAAUUUCUAGGUACAAACAAACUGUAGACAAACAACCACAUCCGUUAGUUAAUUAUUAAUAUAGAGCCGGAUUGUUAAACAGAAGAAACAAAGAUCAAUGGCUAGAAAAGCGUCAUCCUCACUUAAAUGUUUCGCUUGCAAACUUGGUGUAGAAGAUCAUUUUGUUUCAAUCUGUAUUAUUGUUGUGACCAUAAAGAAUAUUUCUUACCGAAAAAAUGUGGAGUUUUGUUACAAAAUUGGUAAAGGUUGCCUAAGAAACUUUGAACUGUCGUGUCACUAGGCUCAAAUGAAAGACAGAAUUGUUUACUACAUGGCGUGUUAAUAAUUAUGGUAUUGAUUUACUUAAUACACAAUAAAAAAAUUGACUGCCUUCCGGAUUUGACGAACUUUCUCAAAUAUAUUGAGGCAAUGUCUGUAACAGUCACUUUGACAUUAUCUCAGUGCAUAAUGAGAAUGUACCUGCACACAUAAGCAAAUUUAAAGUUAACCAAACAUACAACGGCUUAAAAAAUAUUUUGGC
Molecule: messenger RNA, 3114 nt
Organism: Haliotis rubra (blacklip abalone)
Lineage: Eukaryota; Metazoa; Mollusca; Gastropoda; Lepetellida; Haliotidae
Exons: 2
Coding region: 684-1727 (347 amino acids)
Biological process (GO): G protein-coupled receptor signaling pathway
Cellular component (GO): plasma membrane
Molecular function (GO): G protein-coupled receptor activity
Source: RefSeq, a predicted model, not a curated record